Knipowitschia caucasica is the source of this 261-nucleotide messenger RNA. The record is from the annotation of a GenBank genome assembly. NCBI's taxonomy places the organism in Eukaryota, Metazoa, Chordata, Actinopteri, Gobiiformes, Gobiidae.
AUGUCCAGAAAAUGCGCCUUGAGUGGUCAGACUAAGACCUGUAAGCACAGAAUCAAAUUUGGAGAUUCAGCAAGCUACUACUAUGUGUCUCCAUACUGUAGAUACAGAAUUACAGCUGUGUGCAAUUUCUUCACUUAUGUGCGAUAUAUUCACCAAGGGCUGGUCAAGCAGCAGGACGCUGAGCAGAUGUUCUGGGAGGUGAUGCAGCUCCGCAGAGAAAUGUCUCAAGCGAAGCUGGGAUACUUCAAAGAUGAACUGUGA